Molecule: messenger RNA, 1248 nt
Organism: Branchiostoma belcheri (Belcher's lancelet)
Lineage: Eukaryota; Metazoa; Chordata; Leptocardii; Amphioxiformes; Branchiostomatidae
Product: folate receptor gamma-like
Exons: 5
Coding region: 183-962 (259 amino acids)
Cellular component (GO): external side of plasma membrane
Molecular function (GO): signaling receptor activity
Source: RefSeq, a predicted model, not a curated record
AUGUUCCACGUUAACUUGUUGACAUGGCUGGUUAAAAGUCACGCAUUUUGAACGUUAACACGUGUUAGCGGCCUUGGCCUAGGCAAGGGCAUCUUCAGCAGUUACAUAACAACAACAACAACCAACUAACAUCGUCUUUCGGUUGCGUUAUUUUCCUUCUUUCCCCCCUUUUCUGACAGAAAAUGAAGGCGUUUGUCGCAGUAACGUUCGCGCUGCUUGUGGGAUGUGUCCGGGGAGAGUCUUCUGUCACGGACGGGUUGAGUGUUGAAGACAUGCUGGACAAGUGCAUGGACGGCAGACACCACAAGACACAACCUGGACCGGAGGGCUCGCUGUACAGACAGUGCUCCCCAUGGGUUGACCGAGCCUGCUGCCGAGCCAGUACCACGGAACAGCUCCACCAGCCUCUGUGGCUGAACUUCGACUGGCACCACUGUGGGCAGCUGUCGGAAUCCUGCGAGAGGCACUUCAUGCAGGACCUCUGUUUCUACGAGUGUUCACCCAACGUGGGCCCGUGGCUGGUGCCGGUGGACAUGCAGAUCCGGAAUGAGCGGUUCGCGGGCGUCCCUCUGUGCGCCACGGACUGUAACCGCUGGUGGACCGCCUGUAAGGACGACCUGACCUGCUCCGGGAACUGGGGAGUCAGCUGGAACUGGACGUCUGGUCAGAAUACCUGUCGGCAGGGGGCGCAGUGCAGAACCUUCCAGGACUACUUCGGCACGCCGAGCAACUUCUGCCGGAACAUCUGGAACGGUUCCUUCGCGGUGGUGGACGACAGCGCGCCCUGCUUCACCCUGUGGUUCAACGGGACCAACCCGAACGACCGGGUGGCCAGGCUGCGGGCUGAGGAGAUCGUCAGUGCGAGGGGCGGCGCCGGGAGUGUUGGUGCCCCGCACCAUCCUCUCCUUGUCGCCGUCCUCAUCGUGAUGACAGUGGUUUUCGGGCGGGGUAUCCUCAGUUAGGCUCAGUAUCCAAAAGGAGCUUUGAGCGUUCUAGGAAAGUACCAUCGUCCAUUGUCAGGGACUUUAACAGCUUAAUGUAGUUAAUAGUGUUCAUCUUUAGUUUGUUUGUUUGACCAGAGCCAUAUUUUAGAUGCGGUAUUUCGAUGGGGAACACUGCGGCGACACAGCAAGGAGCUUCAGCUAGCUAUGUCUAUGAGGAUCACCCGAAUCAGAUGAUUGAGAUGCUCGUGUAAAGGAGCUUCAUGUCUAUGCAUUUUAUUUUCACUGUCUAUAAUACAGCAAUGUC